UUUUCAGGAAAAGUACCAAUCUCAGGUUGCGUAAACAUCUCGUGCAAGCACUCCUAUUUCCAAUCAUCGACUACUGCUCAUUGGUAUACUGUGACCUGACCCAAGAACUUGACACAAAACUCCAGUCCAGGACCGAGAAAAUGCGAGAGAAAAGAGCAGUGGACAACGAGGCGAGGAAGAAGACGGAUGCGAGGAAGAAGACGAGACAACCACCGCCAGGACAGCCAAAAGCAGCCAGAGGACCGCGUCGGUCGCACGACCGUUAUUCAAAUGCAAAGGCGGAAUGAGACCAAAGCGGAACCCAAUUGUAAACACUUUUUACUAAAUGCAACAAUUGAUGCAUAUUAAGGAUCAUUUUGUAAAAAUGGAGAAAGCGCAACGUAGUAUGAAAAACAAAAUUAUAACAUUGGAUAGAAAAAAAUUAAAUUUUGAUUUUGAAAAGAAAGAAGAAUCAGUAUCUCCUUCUCUUGUAUCAAGAACCCGCAAACGCAUACGUUCAACAGCGAUACCAGCUUUCACACAGAAUCAGACUGACACUAAUAAUUUGCCAGAGUCUCCUUCUCAUGCAUCAAGAAAGCGUAAGAGGUCAACUUCAACAUCUCAAGGGACACCUGUUUUGACACAUAUAGAGACAGAUACUUGUACUUUGCCAGUGUCUCCUGUACUUGUAUCAGGAAGACGGAAUAGGACAAGUUCAACAAUGACACCUGCUUUCAAACAGAACAAGAUUGAUACUGGUAAUUUGCCAUUAUCUGCUAUUCAAGCAUUAAGAACCAGUAAACGCAUAAGCUCAACAGCGAAACCAGCUUUCACACUGAACGAGACUGAUGCUGAUAAUUUGCUAGUGUCUCCUUCACUUGUAUCAAGAACCCGUAAACGAUUAAGUUCAACAGUGACACCAGCUUUCACACUAAACGAGACUGAUACUAAUAAUUUGCCAGAGUCUUCUUCUCAAGCAUCACAAAAGCGUAAGAGAUCAACUUCAACACCUCAAGCGACAACCAUUUUAACACAUAUGGAGAUACCUGUUUCAACUUCAAAAAAGGCUGCAGAUAGUGGUAAAAUUCUAUCCUCUUCUACACGUCAAAAUCAUCCAAAAACAUAUUCAGUGUCUUCUGCUGCUACAAGAGAUCAUUUGCCAUUCUCUCCUGAUGUCACACCGACAAAGCUAGCACAGAAAUCUGUUGCUUCUACACCACCUACAUCGCGAAAUUCGCACUCAAAUCCAAUGAAACCACGUCGGAUAUUGGCAUUCGAGGACAAUGCAGUUGCAGGCCCAUCUGGCGUUAAUAGGGCAAAGAAAUCUAAAGAAGAGAAAACACUAACAGUUAGUACUAAGGGCAAAUUUACAAAGCAGGUGGAAAAGAAACGCAAGUACAAAAAAAAAUUAAAGAAUGUUUUUACGAUUCUGAUGACUAUUCUAACUCCGGGAUGGAGAAAAAAAAUAAACUCACAAAAUGGGAGGAUAUAAAAAUUGACGAUAAUACUGGGAAAAUAGUGAAGACUAAUAUGUUUCAUAUCCAUUACGGGGUUUCUGUACCGUACAAAAACUGGAAGAGAGCUAUAAAUGCUACAACUUCAUACAAAUUUUUACGUGAAUUAGUAGUACCUCACAUUUGGAAUUUGCGUGAAUUCGUACAAAGGGCUGUACAGAUAGAUAGGACCAACAGUCAAGAAGAAAGGGUGGAGUUAACUCCAAGAAAACGAGAAGCCUUAAAACGAGGCUACGUCCAGUAUUUACUUGAAAGAAAUUUUAUACCGUACGAUGUUUCAACGGAACGUGAUGCUAAAUCAAGAAAAGAACGAAUAAAUAAAUUUGGAAGAGAAUUGGGAGUCAUAAUUUGUCAAGAAAGAUCGAAACUGUUGAACAGGCACGAUGAAGAAGCUGAGGAUUCAUCACAUUCACCACGGGAAUCAGAUGAUACUGAUUCUUAAACCUUAUGUUUACACUUUUGAAUAUUAAGUGUUUACUAUAUUAUGCAUUCAAGAUGUUCAUUUAUUUUUAGAUAUUUUUAAAGUUUAUUUUGCGAAUAACGCAUAACUGCGUAGCUCUUAAUACGUUUCAUUUAUUUUUAAAACAUGUUUGUGAUACGUUAGAAUUAUCACUUUUCCAAAGAUAUGGAUUACAAUGAUCCUUUAUUUUUCGUACAUUGUUUAAGAUACAUUUAAAGUUUAUUCUGCGAAUAAUGUUUAACUGCGUAGCUAUUAAUACGUUUCAUUUAUUUUUUAAACAUUCCCUGCUAAAGAAAGGUGAUAAAAGUUGAUAGAAAUCAAUCAAAAUUCCUAUCGAUUUUGAGUCCAACUUUUAAUACCAUUUUGUGCAUUAAAACUGUAUAAAACGCGAUAAAAAAAAUUAUGUCAUUUUCGUGCAAGAGUAAGCAUCCCGAAAAUUACGUCAUUUCUAUAUACGUAUUAAAAUAAAGCAAAAAAAGACGUCAUUUCUAUAUGUGUAUUAAAAAUAUAGCAAAAAUGACGUCAUUUCCAUACAUAUAUAUAUUUUUAAAAAGCAAAUAAUGACGUCAUUUUUUGUUCCAAUUCCUGACAUGACAAAUGACGUCAUUAAAUGACGUCAUUCAAUGACGUCAUUAAAUUACGUCAUUGUUUUCAAUAGGGUAUAUGAUCUAAUUUUCCCACUCCCGUGCUUUCCAAUAGUUUCUGUCUGAAAAUGGUCUAGACAAGCGACUUACAACAUGUGGAAUCUUGAUACUUUUGAUUAAAUCAUCAAUAAGAUGCAGAUCGCAUUUAUCAAGCAGAUAAUUAGUAAUUUGCUUCGCAACAAAUUACAAAACCGUUGAUAAUAUCAAAAUGUGGUAAAUUAAUCAGAGGUGAUCAUCAUCAUGAUUACACAUUGAAAUAUCCUGAAAAAAUUAAUUAAAUAUAGAAUUUAUGUAAUUGAAUGUAUAUUAUCAUAAGUAAUUCAAGAAACAAUUAAGUACUUUAAACUAUUUAUUUGAACUAAAUUAUAAGUAGAUUAAACGUUUUAAACUCGAGUAAUUACUCUGUGCCAUGUUUUAUUCUAAGAAUACACAAUUUUAAAUGCGCUUUAUGCAACUUUUAUAUUAAAGAUUAGAAUAAAAUAGAUAAAUUUGGACUCGAUAUGA
This is a messenger RNA of Nasonia vitripennis (jewel wasp), 3101 nucleotides long. RefSeq lists its product as uncharacterized. The record is from RefSeq and is a predicted model, not a curated record. The transcript has 6 exons. NCBI's taxonomy places the organism in Eukaryota, Metazoa, Arthropoda, Insecta, Hymenoptera, Pteromalidae. The coding region runs from base 326 to 1471 and encodes 381 amino acids.